Saccostrea cuccullata (small rock oyster) is the source of this 1159-nucleotide messenger RNA. RefSeq names its product Golgi-associated plant pathogenesis-related protein 1-like. Gene Ontology annotation, cellular component: extracellular region. The record is from RefSeq and is a predicted model, not a curated record. NCBI's taxonomy places the organism in Eukaryota, Metazoa, Mollusca, Bivalvia, Ostreida, Ostreidae. The coding region runs from base 170 to 874 and encodes 234 amino acids. The transcript has 5 exons.
AGCACGCCAUGCCAUUUCGCUGAAAUACCCGAAGUCCUGGAAUUCACCGUACUAAAGGUAUUUAAAGCGUUUGUUCCUGAAAUAAAACUCUCAGAAAGGAAAAUUGGCGUGAACAACCAUACAAGGACUAAACUUUAAUUUUGAUUCAUAUUAAAAAAUAAAAAUAAAAAUGAGGAAAUCGACGAAGAAAUCUACAAGAACAGAGACAGUGAACGGGAAGACCAUCACCACGACGAUAGUAGAGGAAACAGUGACGUACCCGGACGGGCGGGAGGAGACCACCGUCACAGAGACAGUCCAGGGGAAUGACGGGGGACCCCAGGAGUCGGUCAGCAAAUCCACAAGACAGGUGGAAGCUUCCCCUUCUGCCUCCAAAGCAGUAGGCAAUAGCUGUUCAGGACCACAGGAAAACCAGGAUCUGGAUCAGUGUAAUCAAGACGCUUUGAAGAGGCACAACGAGUUACGCGCCAAACAUGGCGUACCACCCGUCAAACUGGCUAAGGAUCUACAAGAAUAUGCACAGAAAUGGGCGGAACACAUGGCCCAAAAAGGCAGUUUAAGCCACAGCAAUUGUACCCUGAAUGGAGGAAGAUUGGGGGAAAAUGUGGCCUUCACGGGUUCCUCAAGACCCACCGACUACGCAGGGAAAGAUUUUACAGACUCCUGGUACAGUGAGAUUAAAGACCAUAACUUCGGCAAGGACCAUCAGCCCGGAACAGGUCAUUUUACUCAAGUUGUCUGGAAGGGCACUACGGAAGUCGGGUUCGGGAAGGCAAAAUCUUCAGACGGAUGUCGUGUGUAUUGUUGUGGGAGUUAUCGCCCGCCCGGAAAUAUGCUUGGAGAUUUCAAAAGCAAUGUUUUCCCGCCUAAAUAAUUAUUCACUAAGAUUUACGUAGUCACACCAUUUGGACAUUCCAAAUUAUCUUCACAUCCUUAUUUGGAUAUGGAAAAUAUUUAUAUCAUAGUAGUACAUGUACAUGUAGACGAAUUAAAAUAAGCCAUGACAUUAACUUUUAUCAUUUGUUAUGCUGUGGGCAUAAAAAAUUAUAAAACAUUAGGGCAUAAAAAAGACUGGUAGUAAACGUAAACUUUUUAAAAAACUUAUAUACACUGUAAUUAGAUCUAUUUAUUAAAGCACUAUAUAUUUUCUCCAUAUAAA